AUUUUAUUUGUUUUAAUAGCUUGUAUACGUCAAUGGGUUACGGUAUGGAAAGGGCAUUGAAAUCUAGCCUUCGUGUUGCAAUAAUGCUAUGCAUUUUGAGCAUUGCAAAUGCACAAACCGCAUCAAAUGUGAGGGCUACAUAUCAUUUCUACAAUCCAGCACAAAAUGGAUGGGAUCUGAAUGCUGUUAGUGCAUAUUGCUCAACAUGGGAUGCUAACAAACCCCUUGCAUGGAGGCAGAAAUAUGGAUGGACUGCCUUUUGUGGACCGGUCGGACCACGAGGCCAGGCCGCGUGCGGGAGGUGCUUAAGGGUGACUAACAUGGCUACCGGGGCUCAAGCCACAGUGAGAAUCGUUGAUCAAUGCAGCAACGGAGGGUUGGAUUUGGAUUCGGGUGUUUUCAACCGAAUUGAUACCGAUCGACGUGGCUACGCUCAAGGUCACUUGAUGGUCAGCUAUCAAUUUGUAGCUUGUUGAAUCCAAUUAUGACGUUCAUCACCAUCAAAUUUCCAAUUAAAUGCUAUUCCAUCUAUCCCAUAAAAAUUGUCCACAUUGAGUUUUGAAUUUUGUACUGUUUUAUACAAAUUUGAAAAUUUAAUAUGGACUUUUUUUUAGGACGGAAGUAGUAGAAAUUAUGAGUUGUGAUAAAUAAAUGCUACGGGUGAUUCUAAUAGAAACUUAACAAGUUUGGUCAUCAAAUGAUGUCCUAUUGUUGAUUCAGACGACAUGGGUCGUGGUGUAUCAUAAAUUUCCAUUCUGGAAUAUUAAAUAAAUUGUUCUUC
Molecule: messenger RNA, 781 nt
Organism: Oldenlandia corymbosa var. corymbosa
Lineage: Eukaryota; Viridiplantae; Streptophyta; Magnoliopsida; Gentianales; Rubiaceae
Source: the annotation of a GenBank genome assembly